This is a messenger RNA of Suncus etruscus (white-toothed pygmy shrew), 3460 nucleotides long. RefSeq names its product repulsive guidance molecule BMP co-receptor b (gene RGMB). Gene Ontology annotation, molecular function: coreceptor activity. Gene Ontology annotation, cellular component: plasma membrane. The coding region runs from base 13 to 1212 and encodes 399 amino acids. Lineage: Eukaryota; Metazoa; Chordata; Mammalia; Eulipotyphla; Soricidae. The transcript is spliced from 3 exons. Gene Ontology annotation, biological process: BMP signaling pathway. The record is from RefSeq and is a predicted model, not a curated record.
GCAUGGACGGGCAUGGGCGUGAGGGACGCCCCGCCGCCGCUCCCGCCGCCGCCGCCGCCGCUGCUGCUGCUGCUGCUGCUCAGCCUCGGGCUGCCCCCCGCAGGCCACUGCCAGCAGCCGGCCCAGUGCCGGAUCCAGAAGUGCACCACGGACUUUGUGUCCCUGACCGCGCACCUGAACUCUGCCCUCGACGGUUUCCACUCCGAGUUUUGCAAGGCCCUGCGUGCCUAUGCGGGGUGCACACAGCGGACAUCCAAAGCCUGUCGGGGCAACCUCGUGUACCACUCUGCCGUGCUGGGUAUCAGCGACCUCAUGAGCCAGAGGAACUGUUCCAAGGAUGGGCCCACAUCCUCCACUGACCCAGAGGUGACCCAUGAUCCCUGUAACUAUCACAGCCCUGACGGGGCCAGAGAACACAGAGAAGGGGAUGAGAGCCCCCCCAAUUAUCUUUUUUGUGGCUUGUUUGGAGAUCCUCACCUUAGGACUUUCAAGGAUCACUUCCAGACCUGCAAAGUGGAAGGGGCUUGGCCACUCAUAGACAAUAAUUAUCUGUCAGUCCAAGUGACAAAUGUACCGGUGGUCCCCGGAUCCAGUGCUACUGCUACCAAUAAGGUGACCGUCAUCUUCAAGGCCCACGGCGCAUGCACUGAACAGAAGGUGUACCAAGCAGUGACAGACGACGUGCCGGCUGCCUUCAUGGACGGCAGUGCAGGCGGCACCAGUGUCCGCGUCGAAGCACGGGAGGGCGGCCGUGUGGCCCUUCACGCGCGCCACCUCGCCAGCACCGUGCUGGUGCGCCAGCUGGGCCGCUACCUGACACUGGCUGUGCGCAUGCCCGCCUCGUUGGCUCUGGCCCACGACGACAGCCACGACCUGCAGCUGUGCGUGAGCGGCUGCCCCGCGGCUGAGCGCAUCGCUGACGGCCCGGGCACGGCGCAGGGCCCCGCAGGCUUCACACUGCAGAGCGCCCGCGCACGCUGUGGGGACACCAUGCCACAGCGAGACAUAUACUUCCAGUCGUGUGUCUUCGACCUGCUCACCACCGGCGACACCAACUUCUCAGCUGCCGCGCUCAGUGCCCUGGCGGACGUGCGGUUGCUGCACCCACGCCGUGAGCGCUGGCACCUGCCCCCGCGCAGUGGUCACGCGGAGCCCCCACAGCUGUGGGUGGGCGCGGGACUGCUGGCGAUCAUCUUGGCCCUGGCACUGUAGGGCCACGCCAUACCCAGCUCCAACUCCGACUUGCCCUAAGGGAUUGCGCUCCCCGAACAAAGGCGCAUGGGCCUGACCCUGCCCGGACUCUCACACCACCCUGCUGUGCGCGGGGCUUCCCCUCUGACUCUACCCGUUCUGUUUGGCCGUUUCGUGAAAUGUUUUAUAAUGCCCCCACCCGGGGGCCUGUUAGAAAGCACUUUAUUUUUUAUAUAUUAAAUAUUUAUGUGUGUACCUGGUUAGUAUGUACCAUGCGUAGGCGCAGCCCGUCCCCAGGGUCACUACUGGGAUCCCUUCCUGCCCCCUCUCUCCCAUUCUAGCCUUCCCUUGUUCCCCGUCUUCUGCCUGUUCUGCACUGGAAAGACGCGCUGAGCUGACACCCCAAGCAGGGGCGCCCCCGGGUUGAGCACCAUGGCUCCGUUUGAGGGCGAGCAUGUAUUCGGGCAGAUCCUACCAAACUACUGUUUCUCCAAGUCCAGGGGGCCAGUGAGGGUACUUGGACCACAGUACCUGGCAUCUCGCCAGCCCCCAGAUCCACACACCGUUGCCAAACUAGCUGCCCAUUUAGAUAAUGGCCUACCCUCUUUUAGUUCUCUCUUACGGUGAGCAAACAGUCUUGCAAUCUUGAUUUGUCUGGGGCGCCCCUUUUCGGUCCUCGCCCUCGGCUGCUGGGGUCCUAUUGUUGGAGAUGGGUUUUCGUGAGACCCAGAUGGGUUGCCGGCUUUAGCAUUUGACCUGUGAUGUCAGUCAGGUCUGCACUGCGGACAAUCCCAGGUCCCGUGGUGUGCCCAAGUCCACGUAGUCUAGGAAAGUGGGGCUGCUGCCAGGGCUCAGAAAUGCCCCCUCUUAUCCAUACAGCCUGGUGAAAUAUCCUUAGGGGUCAAAGUAUCUUCUUGUAUCUUCCAUCCUGUUGGCCUUCCCUUAUGAAGGAGAACAAGGAUGGCAGAAGGGAAGAUUCUUUCCAAGGCUUUUUAAUGUAUAGGCUAGGGUAAGGUUUUCAUUGUCUCUGGACGGGAAUCCACCGUUCUGAACUUGAUUCUAGUUUCCAUUGGUGCAAACUGAAGCUAGUGAACUUAGCUUUACCAUUGUAGAGUAAACAUCUGAAUUCUUUAGUUAUGAAGGAAUUAGCUCAGGACUAUGCUUAUUUGUAGCCAGAGCUUUUGUUUUCCUUUUGCCUUGUCUCAUCAGUUGGUGGUUCUGCCCAGCCAGAGGCCCAGGCUGGCAAGGAAAAAGGGUGAGACUUGGUGAUCCUCCACCAUGCAGAGUGCUAAGGCACCCCUACCCCCUCUCCAUAGCAGAGAGUCAUCCCACCAAGUAGGGAGAGAUCCAUCCACAUCCUAGUUGCAAAUCAAGGUUCAGUGCCCAGCAAGUUGGAGCCUAAACCCAUGAUGUCUUUCUGGAAACUGAGCAGGGCUACCCAGGACUGUUAGCUCUGAGCUCUGACUGCUUUGGUUCACCUCUGGAACAAUGUGCCAGGCUCUGAAGCUGUGACGAGCCAAGAGUUUUCUUUUAUAAAUUGAAUAGAACAAAGAAGGGAAAAUGGAAUAUUUCUAACCACUAUUUUUGUGCAACUAGUAUUCAGAGUGACGUAAAAACAGUAGUAGAAUCCGAUUCCGAUUGUAGGGGCAUUUUAUAUGAUUAAAAUCCCUUUCCCUGUCCAGGUGGGCAAAAGAUCUCUCUGCUACUUAAGAAUAUUGGCUGUUUGUCUCCUGGUGUUUUAGUUAGGAAGGAUGCAUAAGCAUCAUCCUGGAGCAUAGUAUUUGUUCCAGUGUAUUCUCCCACUCUUGGUGGCCCUGUACCAUGUUGGCCGUUCCCACAGGCAACUUUCCAAAAUGCAGAUAUUUCUCUUGAUAAAGAACAGAUUGGUUUUUCUCCUGUUUCUUUUCUAGGAUUUGUAGAGAAACUACUCCUUGGUUCUCAAAACCUUUCUCAAUCAGAAGUGUAUGGGGUUUGUACCCACCCAUGGGCAGCUGCUCAAAGGCCUCCUGGAAAAUACUUAAGACUUAGAGGAGAAACACUGGUUUUCACAGAUGCUCCACAUGGCUGUCUUUAAAAGACUCAGUAUUUUUUUUCCACCUUUUCUUAUGCUUGGAACCCCACCCCUGUGUUGUCGAGUCUUUGCAAAGAAACCUUUAGAUGUGGUUCAUAGGUAUAUGAAUAAGUAUCUGUGUAAAACAGUGAGUGUGCAGUGUGUAAAUACUUUAAAUUAUUAUGCUAGAAAAAUAAAAUGACAUGCCAUGCUGUGAAA